AUGGUGAGUAGCAAGUUAACCAUCUUUUUGUUCAUUGGACUGCUAGCAGCUUUUGCUACUUGCAUUUCAGCUACACAAUUCAUUGUUGGAGACGACUAUGGCUGGACUCUCAACUUCGACUAUCAAGCUUGGGCUAAAGGCAAGGAGUUUGUGGUUGGAGACAAGAUCGUUUUCAAGUAUCCGUAUGGGAAGCAUAAUGUGUACAAAGUGGAUGGAAAUGGUUUCCAACGAUGUGUUGCGUCUGCCACCAAUGAGUCUUUAUCUAGUGGAUAUGAUGUGAUAACGCUUGCAACACCCGGAAGGAAAUGGUACAUUUGUGGUAUCGGUAACCAUUGUGUGUCGGGUGGAAUGAAGUUAGUCAUUGAUGUUACGCCUCAGUGGACACCGGCACCAACAAUUGCGCCUUCAGCUUCAUUUCCUCUUGCACCCGCACCUGGCCCUUCUAGUCCCCUUUCUGGGAAUGUGUUCAUGGUCGGAGAUGCUAGUGGUUGGACUUUAAAUUUUGAUUACCAAACUUGGGCAAUGGGAAAAGAGUUCGUCGUUGGAGACAAACUUGUUUUUAAAUACCCGGCCGGAGUUCACAACGUGUACAAAGUGAAUGGAACGGGCUUCCAACAAUGUACUACUAUGGGUUCUAAUGGAGCGCUAAGUAGCGGACAUGAUGUGGUGCCCUUGACAACCCCAGGAAGAAAAUGGUACAUUUGUGGUGUCGGAAAGCAUUGUGAAAAGGGAGGCAUGAAGCUUGUGAUCGAUGUACUACCUCAAUCAACGGUUUCUCCUUCUCCUAGUCCAUGGAGUUCAUACAAUGGAGCCGCUAGAAGGUUGGGAGGAAUUUUGGCUUAG
This is a messenger RNA of Erigeron canadensis, 843 nucleotides long. Its product is annotated as blue copper protein-like. The record is from RefSeq and is a predicted model, not a curated record. NCBI's taxonomy places the organism in Eukaryota, Viridiplantae, Streptophyta, Magnoliopsida, Asterales, Asteraceae. Bases 1 to 843 code for a protein of 280 amino acids. Gene Ontology annotation, cellular component: plasma membrane. Gene Ontology annotation, molecular function: electron transfer activity. The transcript has 3 exons.